CUCCUCUCGAAGAAAGAACAAAUUCGAUCAUCCACAUUGUUCCAUCCUCAUCCACGUUGAUCCAUCCUACUGCUACACCCAAGCAGCCCACAACCCACACCAAAGCCACCAUGAAGCUCUCCAUGGCAUUCAUCGCCGUGCUGGCUCCUCUCCUCCAACAAGUCCACGCCGACCACUGGGGCUGCAACGACGCCGGCCUCGAAUACCCAAACGGCAUUGCCGACGACCGCUGCGGAGCCCCCGGCAAAACCGCAAAGUUUUGCGUCCAAAUCUCCAACGCCGGAACCGAACAUCGACCUAAGUGUGAUGGGCCCUUCAACGUGAGGAGGUUUUGGCUCGGUCAUUGGCUGUACACUCGCGAUGGAUCAUAUGACUAUUGCCGGGACAAUCCUGCUGGAGCUUGGGCUUGCAUGGGGGGAGUGGACGAUGCAACCGGAAACGCGUGA
Zymoseptoria tritici IPO323 is the source of this 446-nucleotide messenger RNA. RefSeq lists its product as uncharacterized. The record is from RefSeq and is a predicted model, not a curated record. Lineage: Eukaryota; Fungi; Ascomycota; Dothideomycetes; Mycosphaerellales; Mycosphaerellaceae. The transcript has 2 exons. The coding region runs from base 111 to 446 and encodes 111 amino acids.